Messenger RNA from Cuscuta europaea, 2024 nucleotides. The record is from the annotation of a GenBank genome assembly. NCBI's taxonomy places the organism in Eukaryota, Viridiplantae, Streptophyta, Magnoliopsida, Solanales, Convolvulaceae.
GUAUGUUCUUGUCCUCGAAUUGACCCGGUGAUCCAUUGAUUGUCCUAAUAUUUUAAUUUUAAUUGCGUUUAUUACUACACAUCGAUUAGACGACUCUGUGCCCUCACUCUGCGCUCCACGGACACCCAAUCUGUAAUCUGUGUCUUUGCUUUCCCUUUUCGGGGCGAUCAAAUACGCCUAUAUUUCCUCAAAGGAAACCCCAUCCGCCCUAAACGUCAGGCAGCAGCAGCAGCGAUCAACCAUGACGCUUGGCUCAGCAGGAUCGAGUGUCGUGGGUAAGUCAACUCGUUUCUCUGCGAUGUCCUUGAUCUGCUGAUUUUAUUUGUCUCUCAUUUCGGGCUGUUUUCAGGGUCGUCAUGUUAAUGAAAAACUCGUAAUUCAUUUUGUGUGUGUGUGCGGAUUUGUUGAAUAGCUGUCGUGCUGUCGCUUAUUGCAUCCGAUCACGGCUUUGUGGCCUAGUAUGUGAAUUCAUUCACGUGAAUACGUGAUUACCGUCGCGGCUUCACUACAUGUAUUCGGAUUUAAGGAUAUAUCGUUUACUGUACAACUUGUGCAUCAAAUUGCUCUAUUUCAAGAAUUAUGGUGCUGUUGCUAGUUGAAAACUUCAGUUUGUAUGUCUAGCGCUUUUAAGUUAAUCAAGGAACAUUAGGGGGACUUCACUUUGCCUGUUCUUUACCGAGUUAAGUCUUUUUUCAGAUUACUGUUUCUGUUAGGUGAAUGGAGUUGAAAGGAAUGGUUACAGUUGUAACAUUUGUGUAUACACAAUUUUUUUCAUGCCCCCCCCCCCCCUCUUUAUGGUUGUUGUUACUUAUGUUUUGUUGAGGAUUUUUUCGCUCGAAUGCUGUCUAUGAAGGUUAUAUUAUCAAGUUUAUUUGUAAUUGCUGUCAGUUUAAAGUAUUUGGGAAAUUCAUUUUUUAUUUCAUAUGCUUGGGUUCUGUUUCUCACCAACAAUUUAGUGGCAUACAUCAUAUAUAGAGAUGGAAUUGCAUGCAUAUGAUAACUUAUCACUUCAGUGUAAUUAAUAAUUAUGAAAUUAAGAACCAAAUCCAAUCCGAAUAAUGCAAUUCUCAGUGAUCGUUGAUCAAGUACAUCCUGCAUGUGUGAACUGUGAAUUGUACACAAAUGAUCUCUAGCCUUUGUAGCCUUACCAUACUGCGCAAUUAAAUGUUUUCGCUCAAGGAUUUCUGAUAUUUUAGUAGUAGUUUCACUUGAACUAGAUAGGAAUAAAACUUAUCAGGUCAUAUUCUUCUAAUAUCGUUUCAUCAUCAGAAUAAGUUACGGGUAGUUAUUUAAGUAUGUCUACUGCUUUAAUUAGUUCAUUAUCUUAAAAAUUGUCAAUUUCCUUCCAGUACCUCGCAAUUUUAGAUUGUUGGAGGAACUUGAGCGUGGAGAAAAAGGUAUUGGAGAUGGGACAGUGAGUUAUGGUAUGGAUGAUGGAGAUGAUAUCUACAUGCGUUCCUGGACAGGCACUAUUAUUGGUCCCCAUAACUCUGUACAUGAAGGACGUAUAUACCAGUUGAAAUUGUUCUGUGACAAAGAUUACCCAGAGAAGCCUCCCAGUGUUCGUUUCCAUUCACGAAUCAACAUGACUUGCGUGAAUCAUGAAACAGGAGUGGUUGAUGCAAAGAAGUUUAAUCUUCUCAUGAAUUGGCAGAGAAACUAUACCAUGGAAGACAUACUGACACAGCUGAAGAAGGAGAUGGCAGCUCAGUAUAACCGCAAACUGGUCCAGCCACCGGAGGGCACAUAUUUCUAGUAUAGCCUACUAAGUCAUUCGACUGUGUGUGUGGAACUGUAAUUCUGUGUCAUAUGGGCAACAUUGAAGUUUCUAUGGGGAAGCAAAUUCCCUGGUACUUUGCUUAUCAUGGUUACUUGACCCGCACACCCUCAACCCCCUUCUAGUUUCUCUCAACAAAAUUUACAGGAUGCUCAUUGCUGUACUGUUUGGUUAAUUGGAAAUUUCUGUGUGCUGAACAAGAUCUACAUUGAAUAUGAGUCAUUUUAUUAUCAUUUCUUAGUUCUUC